Molecule: messenger RNA, 687 nt
Organism: Ziziphus jujuba (common jujube)
Lineage: Eukaryota; Viridiplantae; Streptophyta; Magnoliopsida; Rosales; Rhamnaceae
Product: secreted RxLR effector protein 161-like
Exons: 1
Coding region: 1-687 (228 amino acids)
Source: RefSeq, a predicted model, not a curated record
AUGAAAGCUAUUCCAUAUGCUUCAGCUGUUGGAAGCUUUAUGUAUGCUCAGGUCUGCACUAAACUUGACAUUGCAUUUGUUGUUGGAAUGCUGGGGAGAUAUCAGAGUAAUCCAGGUGUUGACCACUGGAGAGCUACAAAUAAGGUGAUGAGAUAUCUUCAAGGGACAAAAGAUUAUAUACUCAUGUACAAACGGACUGAUAAUCUGGAAGUGAUCGGCUAUUCCGAUGCAGACUUUGCUGGCUGUGUUGAUUCACGAAAAUCAACAUAUGGUUAUAUUUUCAUGCUUGCUAGUGGAGCUGUGUCUUGGAGAAGCGUGAAGCAGACUUUGACUGCUACCUCCACUAUGAAGGCUAAGUUCGUAUCUUGUUUUGAGGCUACCUCGCAUGGUGUAUGGUUGAAGAGUUUCAUUUCUGGGCUUAGAGUUAUGGAUUCCAUUUCUAGGCCAUUGAGAUUGUACUGUGACAAUUCAGCUGCGGUAUUUAUGGUUAAGAACAAUAAGAAUGGUAGUCGAAGUAAACACAUCGACAUCAAAUACUUAGCCAUAAGAGAAUGUGUUAAAGAGAAUAAAGUGGUCAUAGAGAACAUUAGCACUGAAUUGAUGAUUGCUGAUCCUUUAACUAAAGGCAUGCCACCAAAGAAUUUUAAGGAUCAUGUAAUUCAUAUGGGACUUGGUUCUAUAAUGUGA